This is a messenger RNA of Miscanthus lutarioriparius, 450 nucleotides long. Lineage: Eukaryota; Viridiplantae; Streptophyta; Magnoliopsida; Poales; Poaceae. The record is from the annotation of a GenBank genome assembly.
AUGGAGCAUUACUCGGAGUCAUCUGGAGGUGGACGGGCGAGGAGCAGGCUUCACGGUGGACUGAUCACCCGCUUUGCCUCGCUCAGUCUCGAUCCCAUUGGUGAGCUCAACGGUUUCUCGUUGAUCCCUUGCCCGGAUUGCCAUCUUGCUCGGGUGGUGGAGGGGCGGACCAAGAAGGACAGUGGGAAUCAUGGCCGUCUGUACUUCAAGUGUGCAAGGAAUGGGCAGUACUUUCAGCAGUUGAAGGAUCUCGGCAUCGUCAUUGUUCGACCAUCGAACUGGGCAGGGCUGGUGGAAGAAGAAGCUUCAAUGGGGAGUCCAGAUGGUGACAAGCAGAGGAAGGAAUUGGAGCACAAGCUGGAGAAACUGAUGUGUAAGAUGAACAUGUUCAUUGCUUGUGUUGUAUGUGUUGUCUUUGGGUGUAUAGUGAUGUAUGCUGUAAUAAAGUAA